This is a messenger RNA of Effrenium voratum, 540 nucleotides long. The record is from the annotation of a GenBank genome assembly. NCBI's taxonomy places the organism in Eukaryota, Dinophyceae, Suessiales, Symbiodiniaceae.
UCUUUGCCGAGCUGCUUGCGCUGGAUGGCAGGGCUGACAAGGAGACCAAAAGAGCCGGGCGCGUCUCUCUUUGCCGAGCUGCUUGCGCUGGAUGGCAGGGCUGACAAGGAGGAUUACUUUGACGCAGCCUCUGGCGAAUGGGAUGUGGAAGGGCUGCAGGAUGACCUGCGCAUGACAAAGGCGAAGUUGGCUGGGCUGAGGGAAGAGCCGGGCGCCUCUCUCUUUGCCGAGCUGCUUGCGCUGGAUGGCAGGGCUGACAAGGAGGAUUACUUUGACGCAGCCUCUGGCGAAUGGGAUGUGGAAGGGCUGCAGAAUGACCUGCGCAUGACAAAGGCGAAGUUGGCUGGGCUGAGAAAAGAGCCGGGCGCGUCUCUCUCUGCCGAGCUGCUUGCGCUGGAUGGCAGGGCUGACAAGGAGGAUUACUUUGACGCAGCCUCUGGCGAAUGGGAUGUGGAAGGGCUGCAGGAUGACCUGCGAAGUUGGCUGGGCUGAGGGAAGAGCCGGGCGCGUCUCUCUUUGCCGAGCUGCUUGCGCUGGAUG